Chironomus riparius is the source of this 3501-nucleotide messenger RNA. NCBI's taxonomy places the organism in Eukaryota, Metazoa, Arthropoda, Insecta, Diptera, Chironomidae. The record is from the annotation of a GenBank genome assembly.
AUUAAGACUAGACCCCCAAGUCAUUUGUCGUCCAGAAUAUCUUGAGAUUAAAAUAAUUAAACACUGUUAUUGAUUAUCAAGUUGAUUAAAAAUGGAACCCAUGGAAGUAAUCCUUAACAACCUUCUCAGUGCCGAAAAUGUACAAAAGGCAACUGAAGAACUGAACGAUGCUUUAAAACGUCCAGAGUCAAUAAAUGUUCUGUGUGAAAUAGCAACAAGAUCUACUCAGCCUCAAUUGAGACAAUAUGCUGCAGUCGUUUUGAGAAAAAGAUUGAUGAAAUUAAGAUACUGGAAUAUGGUCCCACAAGAGCAUCAAGAAAUAAUUAAAAAUGGAUUAUUGCAAGCCAUCAUAAAUGAACCAGAGAAAUAUGUGCGAACUGCCAUUUCUCAAGUUGUUGGUAGUUUGAUAAAUCAUGAAUUUCCCAAGAAAAAUCAGUGGAGCAGUGAUGUAUUGAAAUUUAUUUUUGAAAGUGCACAGUCAACUGACUCUCGCAUCAAUCAAUUAGGAUCUGAAACCUUUGCAAUACUAACAGAAACUGCACCUGAUCAGUUCAUUCCACACAUUGAAACAAUUGGAAUGUUUUGUUCCCAAGCUUUGAUGGCUGCUGAACAAACAAACAACAUGGCAAAUCCAGUCAUUUUCAACCUUAUUAUGGCAAUGUCACAUUUAGGACCAUUUAUUCUUGGUAACAAUGCAGGAGAACAUAUUUAUACAGCUGCGGUUCCAUAUGUCGUUAAAGCUUUAUCGACUCUUGCUAAUGAUGAAGAAAAAUUCAUUGAUGCUUUUGAUUUUCUCGAGAAUUUAGCUGAUCACGCCCCAAAACUUUUGACAAAUCACAUAAAAUUGUUGAUUGAAUUUUGCAUCGAAAUUUCACGUAACAAGGAUGUUGAAGAAGGAAAUCGUGUUAAGGCUAUCACAUUUAUCGGAUGGCUCGUAAGAAUCAAGAAGAAGGUGAUUUUGAAACAAAAACUCGUUGAACCAAUUCUUGCAACAUUAUUUGAAUUAAUGGCUUUACCUUCUGAUGAUACGGGUGACGACACAGAAGAAUAUUUCGGAAGUAACGAAGUUACUACUCCAAUGAAUUGUGCUACACAAACUCUAGACGUUUUAGCUUUGAAUAUUCCGCCAAAAACUCUAAUUCCUCCUUUAUUGCAAUUAUUGGAACCAGCAUUACAAACAUCUAAUGAUCCUUUGCAAAAGAAAGCUGCUUAUCUUUCAAUUGCUGUAAUUGCUGAAGGAUGUAGUUCAACAAUUUGCAAGAAAUAUUUGAGACCAUUAUUGGACUGUAUUAAAACUGGCAUAACAGAUCCAAAUCCUAUAAUUCGUAAUAGUUCAUUGUUUGCAUUAGGACAGUUUUCGGAACAUUUGCAGCCAGAAAUUUCGCAAUUUUCUGAAGAAAUACUGCCAAUUCUAUUUGAUUAUUUACAAAUGUUGUCAAAUCAAAUUAGAUCAGGACAAAAGGAACCACAGCAUAUUGAUCGUGUAUUUUAUGCAGUUGAGACAUUUUGCGAAAAUCUUGAAGAUGCACUAGUUCCUCAUUUACCUGUUCUUAUGGAACGUCUAUUCGAUUGUAUGGCACCUUCGAACUCGAUUCAUUUAAGAGAACUUGCAUUAAGCUGUCUCUCAGCUACAGCAAAUGCUGCAAAAUCAAAUUUGGUCCCAUACUUUCAGCAAUUAAUUGAAGGUCUUCGAAUGUAUUUAGUUAAAUCUGAUGAUGAAGCUAUUUGUACUUUGAGACCAGCAGCGAUUGACACAUUGGCAGCUCUUGCAAGAACAAUCGGAAAUGACAAUUUCAUUCCAUUAGCUGUUGACACAAUGCAUUUGGGUCUUGCACUCAUUGAAGAUAAAAAUGAUCCUGAUUUAAAGAGAAGUUGCUACAAUUUAUUCGCUUCAAUGGCAUCAGUUCUUCAUGAAGAAAUUGGAUCUGCUUUAGAUCGAAUUGUUACAUCAAUGAUUGACAGUGUUAAGAGUACCGAAAGUAUUGUUUUGUCCAAUGGAAAGGAUUCUGAAGACAUUGAGGAUAGCCAAGAAAAUGAUGACCAAGAAUUUGAUAUUGAUAAUUCUGAUGGAGAAGAAGAUGAUGAAGACGAUGAAAUUCUUGGUAUUGAAAAUUCAUACAUGGAAGAAAAAGAGGAGGCUAUAAUUGCUUUGAAGGAAAUUGCUGAACAUACUGGUGCUGCUUUUGCUCCAUAUAUUAAAGUAUCGUUUGAAGAGAUCUUUAAACUUCUUCCAUAUCCAAAUGAGGAUAUUAGACAAUCAUCCAUUGAAGCACUUUGUCAAUUUGUUAUUUCCUUGUAUAAACUUCAAGAUGUUGAAGGUGUUAAGCACACUUUAUUAAUUCUUAUUCCGAAAUUAAGUGAAAUAAUUCACACUGAUGAGGAAAGAAUUGUUGUUAUGGCAGCGUUGGAAUCAUUCAAUCAAAUUCUUGAAGCAUUAGGAACAGCAGCAGUUGAAGUUGAAGGUCACAAAGAUGCUAUCUUCUCGUGUAUUUAUGAUACUUUACAUGGAAAAAUUACAUGCCAAUUUGAUGAACCAGAAGAAGAUGAUGACGAAGAAAGUGAAUAUGAUAUUGCAAUUUUAGAGUCUGCUGGAGAAAUUUUACCUAAAUUCGGAAAAGCUAUGAGCACACAAGAGUUUUAUGCUUACUUUGGUCGAGUUUUCCCAUUUUUCAUUGGAAAAGUCCAAAAAUCUAAAAGCAAAGAUGAAAUGGCACAAUCACAACGUGCAAUGGCCGUUGGUGUCAUAUCCGAAUGCUUUUUACCUCUUGGAGAAUUUUCGUCACAAUAUUUCGAUGCAUUACUUCCUCUUCUUAUUGAAUUAAUUAACGACCAAAAUGAUGAGGAAGUAAGAAACAAUGCAGUGUACGCUAUUGGAGAGCUUUGCAUGCACAGUGGACAAAUCAGUUUUAAAGCAUAUCCACAAGUUUUAGCAGCUCUAUCAGCUUUAGUGGCAAAAGAAAGUCAUGGAGGCAUUUUGGACAACAUUUGUGGAACAUUAGCACGAUUAAUUAUAAUUAAUAGUUCAUUAGUUCCAUUAAAGGAUGUUUUACCAGUUUUUAUCUCAUAUCUUCCAUUACGUCAAGAUUAUGUAGAAAAUGACAAUGUCUUUAAAUCGUUAGAAUUAUUAUAUCGACAAGGAAACGAAAUUUUAUUGCAAUUUUUAGAACGAAUCAUUUUAGCAGCAUUAACAGUUCUUCAUAAAAAUCAAUACAGUAAGGAUGAAGUACGUGAGCAUAUUUUUGCAUUUGUAAAACAGGUCCGAAUGGAUUUUCCUGAAAAAUUCAAUAAUGCAAUUAAUGUUGAUGCUGAAUUGUCAAACUUUGUGCAAACUUUAUGAAAAGAAUAUGCAAACUGUAUCUAAAUCGUGAAUUAUAAAUUAUCACAUGACUAAAAAUUUUAAUUACUUUUUAUAACUAUCAUUAACAUUGAAAAAGAAAUUUUUUAUUACUAUUGACAUAUUUUUAUGUAUUUGAGAACGAAAAACAAUAUUUAUGCUUAAUU